UCGACUUGAAACCCAAUAUUAAGAUGCUGAGCCAGCUGGGUCUACUCAUGCGCCACCACCGCCUAGUUGUCGAAGCAUCGCCUCUCCACAGCCGCUAUCGUAGGAUUCUUGCUACCCAAAACUUCCAAAUAAAUCGGGAUCAACCCAUUUUGCUUCCCUGCUUUAAGCCUCAAUUGGGAAUUCAAGGUUACUAUUUAUUACUCUUCAACCCCUCCUCUUGUUUCUAUUCUCCCAUUUUCUUCCUACUUGCCACGGAGGUGUCAUGAGAGAAUUAGUUUCUGAUUGAAUCUCAUCUAUUGGAUUUCACCUGUGUUUUAAUCUAGAGAUAUGAAUUGCUAUAGAAAAUCAAAGUUUGCAUUUGAUGCAUUUCGGAAUUUUUCUUCAAAGAUUUUUCCCAAAGAUUCAAUUCAAGGUUCUAGAUCGAGAAUUUCCCAUAGUGGGUAUUCGUUUCCAUCUGGGAAAACGUCUAAUUCUCAUGGGUUUCAAUCGGUUUCUCCAAUUAUACAAAGAUUUGGAAGACAAGUUGGGGAGAUUAGGAGGCAAUACAAUCCCUUCUUUGGUGAUUCCAAGAGAUUUUACUAUGUCGAUCGCUAUCGUGUCCAGCAUUUUAAGCCAAGAGGCCCUCGGCGAUGGUUUCAAGAUCCAAGAACUGUAUUGAUUGUUGUAGUUGCGGGUUCUGGAGUUUUUAUCACUGUGUAUUAUGGGAAUUUAGAAACCGUACCUUACACAAAACGAAGGCAUUUCGUGCUAUUGUCCAGAACUAUGGAGAGGAGACUUGGAGAGUCUCAAUUUGAGCAAAUGAAAGCAGCUUUUAAAGGUAAAAUAUUGCCUGCUGUACACCCAGAAAGUGUGAGAGUUAGAUUGAUUGCUAAGGAUAUAAUUGAGGCAUUACAAAGAGGGUUGAGGCAAGAGAAUGUGUGGAGUGAUUUAGGCUAUGCAUCAGAGGCUGUGAUUGGAGUUCCUGAAGGGAGUGGCCGUGAGACAUUGAUGGCACUUAGAGAUUCUGGGGCUGAGAAGUUGGAAGGUAAAUGGUACCGUGAAGAUGAGAUCCAUGAUGACAAAUGGGUUGAGCACAGUCGAAAGAAGGGUCAGGAAAAGGGGUCCCAAGCAAAUACCUCACAUUUGGAUGGAUUGAAUUGGGAAAUUUUGGUGGUGAAUGAGCCAGUUGUUAAUGCCUUUUGCUUGCCUGGUGGGAAGAUUGUUAUUUUCACUGGCUUGCUUGAGCACUUUAGAAGUGAUGCAGAAAUUGCUACUAUUAUUGGUCAUGAGAUUGGGCAUGCUGUGGCUCGGCAUGUUGCAGAGGGUGUUACAAAGAACUUGGGGUUUAGCAUUUUGCAACUUAUCCUUUAUCAGUUCGUCAUGCCUGAUAUUGUCAACGCUAUGUCAACGCUUUUCUUGAGGCUUCCUUUCUCUAGAAGGAUGGAAAUAGAAGCAGAUUACAUUGGUCUGCUUUUGAUUGCCUCUGCUGGAUACGACCCGAGGAUUGCGCCCACGGUGUAUGAGAGGUUGGGUAAGUUGACCGGUGAGUCUGCCCUGAGAGAUUAUCUUUCAACUCAUCCAUCUGGAAAGAAGAGAGCUCAGUUACUAGCUCAAGCAAAGGUUAUGGAGGAAGCACUUACACUUUACAGAGAAGUGAGAGCUGGGUGUGGGGUUGAAGGUUUCCUAUAAGAACUCCCAAAACUGUCAUAGUUUGGAGCAGUUUCGGGUGCUGAGAUGAUAUAGAAUGUGGAGAGUUCUGAUAUCUAGAGAGUUCUGAUAUCUGAUUUGGGUGUGCAGGUUGUUUUGUCAGUGGUAUCUAAUUUAGUUUUUGUACUCUAUAAUAAUUUGCCAAACACUAUUUCUUUUUUUUUUAAAUCUUAUAAUCCAAUUAUUGUAUCCAUCCUAUUUGGAAUAAGACAUUGAUUGUAUUUUUUAAUUCUUUCUAAUCUCAA
This is a messenger RNA of Benincasa hispida (wax gourd), 1931 nucleotides long. Its product is annotated as Peptidase family M48 family protein. Gene Ontology annotation, cellular component: membrane. Gene Ontology annotation, molecular function: metalloendopeptidase activity. NCBI's taxonomy places the organism in Eukaryota, Viridiplantae, Streptophyta, Magnoliopsida, Cucurbitales, Cucurbitaceae. The record is from RefSeq and is a predicted model, not a curated record.